Thermothielavioides terrestris NRRL 8126 is the source of this 2326-nucleotide messenger RNA. RefSeq lists its product as uncharacterized. Gene Ontology annotation, molecular function: manganese ion binding; metalloaminopeptidase activity. NCBI's taxonomy places the organism in Eukaryota, Fungi, Ascomycota, Sordariomycetes, Sordariales, Chaetomiaceae. The coding region runs from base 466 to 2112 and encodes 548 amino acids. The record is from RefSeq and is a predicted model, not a curated record. The transcript is spliced from 6 exons.
UGAGGGGCUGGGCAUUAGUUAAUAGCUGACUUAAUAGCCGACCAAUACUGACCAUUGCGUGCUCUUCUGCCAGGAUGCUCGCUCCUGCACUAAAUGAACGUAUAAGAGCGAAGAACGAUAUGCAGAGCGCUCCGUGAUUUCUGUUCUUGUCACCGGGAAUAACGAUCUUUAAAUCGUUCAAUUGACCUUUUCACCACCACCAGCGCGCACACAUUCCUUGCUCGCAUUGAGCAGUCGCUGCGGCUCUUCGUCAACUUCUCCGUGGAGCCACAACUGGUUCACGGGCAUUAUUUCCUUGUCCGACUCGUUGCCAACAAAACAACGGGGCAUGCCGAAUUUAAGACGUCCUGUGUAAACCGCUGUGGUCAAGCAUCCUGGCAAUAAGCAACUCAAUAGUGCCCAGCACAUCAGCAUUACCAUAGCAUUACCAGAGAGCACAUCGACAAAUCGGCAAAGCAAAAGAAGAUGGAAGAUGACCAUGACUUCGUCAUCGUGGACAAGCGCGAUGCGUUGCCCACUGAGAGCAGGCCUCCUUCUCCGUCACGGACAGAGCAGGAAGAUGCCAAAGAGGAGAGCAAUCUGAGGACCAAGCCGACUCUGAACCAGCUUUGGCUGCACCAGAAUCUGGGCAAGUUUCCAGCGAAGACGCAUGCUCGCAAGGUGGCCAGGGAGCUGGGAGUGUGUGCCGGCAUGAUUUACCUGCCCGGCCAGGACGAGAUUCUCUACGAAGAUUCCGACAUGACUUUCGAGUUUCGCCAACGCAGAUACUUCUACUACAUCACUGGUGCUGACUUCCCAGGGUGUGCUGCGACUUACGACAUCAAGCGCGAUUAUCUCAUCCUCUGGGUUCCGCAGUUUGAUCCGCGGACCGUUCUCUAUCAUGGGAGAGUGCCUCCACCGGAGCAGUUCUUGGCCGCCUCGGACGUCGAUGAUGUGCGUUACAUCAGCGCUCUUGACCAGUUCCUGCUCGCUUCUCUCGAACCCGGGAGCGUCCUUUUUGCCCUACACCCGAACCAGGUGCCGCGGCUCGAGAACCCCAACGGACCGGUGUGCAUCGACACGACAAGGCUUGCCCCCGCCAUUGGGAGGGCGCGCGUCAUCAAGUCCGACUACGAAGUUGCCAUGAUCCGGCGGGCAAAUGCUGUUUCUAGCUAUGCCCACCGAGCCGUCCUCAGGCACCUGAAGCGCGCCCACAACGAGCGCGUCCUCGAGGCCGUAUUCGUCGGCUUCUGCACCAGCGAGGGGGCCAGACGCCAAGCCUACCCGGUCAUCGCCGCGUCCGGCAUCAACGCCAGCACGCUUCACUACAGCAACAACAACGAGCCCCUCGCCGGCCGCCAGCUCGUGGUGCUCGACGCCGGCGCCGAGUGGAAGUGCUACGCCAGCGACAUCACCCGGACCUUCCCGGUCUCGGGCGCCUUCUCCGCCGAGGCGGCCGCCAUCUACCGCAUCGUCGAGCGCAUGCAGGCCGAGUGCAUCCGGCGGGUGCGGCCUGGCGUCGCGUUCGCCAGCCUGCACGUGCUCGCGUGCGUCAUCGCCGCCGCGGGGCUCCUGCGGCUGGGCAUCCUGCGCGGCGGCACGCUCGAGGAGAUCAUGCGCGCCGGCACCGUCGCCGCCUUCUUCCCCCACGGCCUGGGCCACCACGUCGGCCUCGAGGUGCACGACGUCUCCGGCGGCGCCGGCCUGCUCUUGCCCGCCGCCGCCAUCCUGGACCCGAAGCCGAAGCGCCGCGAGCUGACGACGCCAGGCACCCGGUGCCCGCCGGGAAGGGUCCCCUCCCCCAAGAGGCAGGCGGUGACCCCCGAGAUGGUGGCGCUCUUGUACACGGGCGCGGCUUGGGCGCAGAAGCCGUCGGCGAGGGAGAGCCUGGAGCCGAAUAUGGUGGUUACCAUCGAGCCUGGCAUCUAUUUCUGCCGCGAGUACCUCGAGAGCCUCUUCCUCCACCAUCCAAUCCACAGCAAGUUCAUCAACACCGCGGCGUUGGAGAAGUACUGGGACGUUGGUGGUGUGCGCAUUGAGGACGAUAUCCUAGUCACACAGGACGGCUAUGAGAACCUGACGCUGGCGCCAAAGGGCGAAGAGAUGCUCAAGCUCAUCAGGGAGGGCGCUUAAUGGUGUGAGUCAUCACGGGUAUGAUGAAGUUGCUUCGUGAUCUGUAUCUUGCAAUGUCGAUAGCUUGGGGAAUCAGGAUUGGCAAGCAAAUGGGUUUGGGUAAUGGAGAUUCAGGGGAUAUUGAAAUUAAAUUUAACUCGCAGUGCCUUCUGCCCCCUCUCUGUUGCUACCUAUCCGUCCCUGGUGUGCAGCAGGUGGUCAGAACCAUCACAGC